Messenger RNA from Histoplasma capsulatum G186AR, 1908 nucleotides. RefSeq lists its product as uncharacterized. The coding region runs from base 1 to 1908 and encodes 635 amino acids. The record is from RefSeq and is a predicted model, not a curated record. The transcript is spliced from 3 exons. Lineage: Eukaryota; Fungi; Ascomycota; Eurotiomycetes; Onygenales; Ajellomycetaceae.
AUGCCGAGCGAUGACAUCAGCAAUUGUGCGUGCAAGGCUCAAACCUGGGAAACGGAUCUGGUCUCUAUGAUCAGAGAGACCUGCAACCCCGACCCUGAUGAGCAGGGGCUGUUAAAUGCCGGGAGGGAUAAUGGAUUGCACGGUUCCGGCCUACCCUUCACCGAACAAAUAGUAAACGAUGGAAACCAUAGUAUCAUAAUUUAUAUUGAAAACGGGACAGACAUCGUCGUUGGGAAAAGUUGUUCAUCUGGAGACACCUCGGCAACUGGUGUGGACGAGAAAACAGGGGAAACAAAGGGAUCACUCCUUUAUGGCCCUAAAACAUCCAUGGAGGUCAGCAACGUCAUCGUUUCCAUCUUGGAGAGAUAUCGAAUGGCACCAAAAGAGGAUGCUCACGCGCCAUGGGAAGCCGAAAAUAAAAUCUCGAGUCUUGUUCAAGAAUACAUAGAGCUCGGAGAGGUCAUACCGAUGGUCCUUCCCGCGUUUCCGUUCAAGUCACCUAAUAAAAAAUUCAAGGUUCUCAGCCACCUUCCGGAUAAAGGCGAGGAAGUUGCAUUGGCACACCUGAACGGACUCUGCAAGCUGAUCGAAAGUAACUGGAGCGUCCAUGUAAAAUUCAAAAUGCCGCUGACAACGGUACUAGAUCUCCUAGGAAUUUCCGAUAAAGAAGUGUGGGCCUACGGUCAAGCUGUUAGAAAACUCGCUGUCGACACAGGCUGCAGCAACAUAAACUUUGUUCGGCUUGUGCAUCUGCUUGGGGAAGUCGAGAUGGGAGAGCCAUUGUCAGAAAAACAGUAUUUGAAGGAUGCUUCCUGGUUUCGGACGCAGCUUUAUGAGAGGAAUAUCCCCGAUAAUUUCGAUGUCUCCAAGCUUAUAUCAAAUGACCCUGACACAACACUGACCUACCGCGGCUACAUAAAAUUUCUCGAAAAGGAUCUCGAUAACGAUGCCAGCCCUGGCGAUUCGUCUGUCUCAAAGCGGCAGAUUAAAAAAAGCCACGAGGCAACCGCAAGAAACAUGAUCGCUCGUGGGCGGGCUUUCGCAAUUGCUAUAGCGAGAAGGUUUGAUAAAUCAAUUAGAUUAUCGAUUCAUCCCUCCACAGAGUCAACAAAAGUAUCCAUAGCGAUCACUCCACAAAAUGACGGGAUAAUUAUGACGCCAUGGCAUUCGUCUCUCGUUUAUGCAGUAGAUGGAUCCAUUCGUAUGGUGCACGCAGGAUCGGUGCCAGCAUUAACACACGAACUAAUUUUUGAGAACGGCCGCCCUGCGUAUUUCAGAGAGAAAUCACCACUUUACAACUGGAGCGGUAUUGAUGUCGAAUUUCGAUAUAUCUAUCCAUCCGGGAUUAUCAUUUCUCCUCGAAACAAGUCAUGCGGAUGCCAAAUUAGCCGAGUUGAUAUGCGGAAGGUCAGAGCGCUGGCGGAGUUAUGUUCCCCUGUGAUCCUAAGGGGCUGGUUGAAGACGCCAAAUCGAAGUUGCUGUUUCGAAACUGACACUGCAAACGGAAAAUGUGUACAUGGAAAUAUUCGCACAGAUGAAUACUGUAACGGAAUAACUCCGAGAAUAACAACAAAUUGCUCUAGAAUGGAACUGUCACUAAGCCAAAGUGAAGACGGAAACCUAAGAGACUUCGACAACGAGAGCAGCACCAAAUGCGACUCCGUGUCUUGCCAGCAGAACAUAUCUUUCACGCAUAAUACAGGAACAUCGUCGCAGACCUUGAUCGAUAUGCUCCCUGCUAGAUGUAGUCGUUGUCUCACAAUAUACGAACAAGGGAAUCCCCAAGCGGAAGAGCCUAACCCACCAAAAGACCACGCAGCUUGGAAAGCCCUAAAGGACUGGUCUAACAUGUGCAUUAUGAAACCUUGCUCGAAAAUGCCUUCGGAGCUGGGGAGGAACGGAGCGUGA